This is a messenger RNA of Saccoglossus kowalevskii, 966 nucleotides long. RefSeq names its product pancreatic lipase-related protein 3-like. The record is from RefSeq and is a predicted model, not a curated record. Gene Ontology annotation, molecular function: lipase activity. NCBI's taxonomy places the organism in Eukaryota, Metazoa, Hemichordata, Enteropneusta, Harrimaniidae. Gene Ontology annotation, biological process: lipid catabolic process.
AUGGCGGGACAUUCUGAAGAAGUUUGUUAUGGACAGCUGGGUUGUUUUACUAACGACCCACCACACGACAAUGUUAAAAUGCUUCCGGACACACCGGACGACAUUGAUACUGUGUUUGUGCUCUAUACUAGACUGAACCCAGAUGAAGGACACAUUAUAAACCGAGAAGAUCCAGGCACUUUUAUUGACUCCCAUUUUAACCCGUCACAGCAAACUGUCUUCCAGAUUCAUGGAUGGAAAUCCUCUGGCAAAAAAUCAUGGAAUGCUGACAUGAAGAACGAGUUUCUGAAAUAUGGUGACAUGAAUGUUAUUGUGGUCGACUGGGAGAAAGGGUCGGCCGGUUUUUACCCACAAUGCGUUGCUAACUCAGAAGUGGUCGGCGCCGAGAUCGACGCGCUAUUAAAUGCGUUGACGAUGUAUAUGGGUCUGGAUGUAAAAGAUGUAUAUUUGGUUGGACAUAGUUUGGGUGCUCAUGUUGCCGGGUAUGCUGGUGAAAGGAACCCCGCGAUUGGGAGAAUUACUGGUCUAGACGCUGCUGCUCCGUUAUUCGAGGGCGAAGACUCAGCUGUUCGUCUCGAUCCAUCUGAUGCGCAAUUCGUUGACGUCAUCCACAGUGCUGCUGGCCAUAGUUUGACAAAUUUAGGAAUUGGCAUGAAGGGGGAGGAGAGGGACACGUGUAAUAGUGGUCAUGUGGACUUCUACCCCAACGGUGGAUCAGAACAGCCAGGUUGUCUUUUACCGAUAGCAGGAGAUGUAUGUGACCAUAAACGUGGCAGGACUUACUUCAUAGAAUCGAUCAACCAGUGUCCUUUUACAUCUUACCCGUGUGAGCUUGGGCAAUGGGAAGGCUGUGAUACGUGUGGAGCCAUUGGUUGUUCAUACAUGGGUUUCCAUGCAAAGGAAAGUGAUGCCCGAGGUGUUUUCUAUUUGGAAACAAACAGCGAAUCACCGUACUGCCAGGGUUGA